AUGCCCGCGUUCGCGUCGGACCCGACGUCCGCGCCGUGGCGAUGGGCGGGCGCGGCCGUCGCGCUGCCGCUCUGCUCGCUCUUCGGCGAGGCGCAGUUCCGCCUCCUCCGACUCGACGUUCGCGCGCGCGCGCGCGCGACGUGCCGACGCGCGCCGACGCCGCCGAACGCGCCGUCGUCGUCGCCGCCGCCGCCGCGCUCGCCGCGCUCGCGCUCGGACCCGACGACGCCGGGGAUGGCGACGCGAAGCGCGACGCGACGCGUCAGAGGAGGAGGAGGAGGAGGAGGAGGAGAACGAGGAGGACAAGAGACGCGGUCAUCACAACUCUCGCGGUCGCGUCCGCUACCGCGCGCCAACGCGCUCUUCUCCACGCUCCUGUGCGUCGUCGCGCUCGCGUCGCCCGCGAUCCUCCCGCUCGGGCUCCUCGGAAGGAUCCUCCUCGCGCUCGGGGCGUUCCAGCACGCGUGCAAGGUGAUCGAAGCGCGGCGAGGAUACGCGCCGAGAGGGGUCGUCCACGCGGGUAUGCUGCGGGGGUAUUUCGCGUCCCCGAUCGAGCCGCUCGCGGCGCAGUGGAGCGAACGCGCGGGUACCGGCGAUGGAGGUAACGGCAAUGGAAGAGGCGUUAGGGUGGACGACGCCGCGGAGUUCAACGACCGGUCGUUUCCGUUCGACGACGCGACGCGAAGCGACGUGAGGCUCGCGUUCGCGUUUUGCGAGCGCGCGGCGGCGAAACUUCUCUUUUGCGUCGUCGUGAUUAACGCGCUCGCGACGGACGUCACGGAGGUCAGACCCCCGCCCGUGCCUCGAGAGAAGGACUUCACGCGGCCGACGGGUAUCGACCCGAUCGACACGUACCUCGCCGCGUGGUUCUUGUCGAUCUUUUUCGAAGGAGCGAUGGACCUCGUCGCGGCGUUUCAGGCGCGUUCUUUGAGUAACGCAGGUCCCAGCGCGACCCCGUUCGCGCGGCGCGCGCCGUUCCUCGAGGCCUUUCUCUCCCGGCGUCUGUUUCUCUCCGCCAAUCAGGACUUUUGGAGCAACCGGUGGAACUACCCGGCGAAGAGCGUUUUAAAACGCCUGGCGUAUGAUCCGUUACGGGACGUCACGGGCAGCGCGUCGCUCGCCGCGGCGGCGACGUACCUCGCGUCGGCGGCUCUUCACGAGUACACGACGUCUACGACGUUUUACGGGUACUACGGUCUGCGCGCGUGCCCGUUCACGCCGGGGCAGAACACGUCGUAUUUCUUUUUGCAGUUCGUCGCGACGGCGAUCGAGCGGAAAGCCGCGAGAGCGUUGCGCGGAAGGUCGUCGCCGUCGUUUAGGUUUCUCGCGUCCGAUUUCGCGCGUCUUCUCUUCGUGUCGGCGUGGCUUUCGUGCACGACGACGCUCUUCCUCGAUUCCCUGCGCGCCGGCGGGCUCUUCGAGGACAUCGAGGAGCUGACCCGCGUCCCCGCGCUGCGAGGCUUCCUCGACGUCGCGAAAGGGCUCGUCUCCGAGAUUGACCUCGAGCUGUCGAGGACGAACGCGAUGUGGCGGUGGCGCGGGCGCGGGCGCGCGCGCGCGAGGUGA
Molecule: messenger RNA, 1566 nt
Organism: Micromonas pusilla CCMP1545
Lineage: Eukaryota; Viridiplantae; Chlorophyta; Mamiellophyceae; Mamiellales; Mamiellaceae
Exons: 2
Coding region: 1-1566 (521 amino acids)
Biological process (GO): lipid metabolic process
Source: RefSeq, a predicted model, not a curated record